UGUAUUUCUUUACACUUAGCGAGUUGGGUUUUUUACCCAGUUGCCAUAAGUACAGUUCUUUUCUGGUGACGUCUUUAGACACGUCUUCACCUUCACAUGAGGAAAACAAACGGCUGCUUUGACGGUGUCCUACAGCUGGUAGUCUUCUUAAAGCUAAGAGCUGAUCUCUGGCCUGCUUCCUCAUGUUUUACAUCGACCUCUGUGUGAAGUACAGGCGGCUAAACUGCUCGCUGGCACAGCAGGACUCCCAACACCUAAACAGGUAGAGAAACAGGAAAUGCCUUCCUCGUCAUGCCUGCUCGGCCAAUUUUGUUUCAGGAUGCCUCGUCAGUAAAGAAGGUGUUCUUGAUCAGAUUUCUGAACUGAAAAGUGUUCAGGGUGGCUGGAUUAUGCAGGCUAAUACAAAGCGGACUUGUAAUCAGCCGUGAGUUAUUCUCCUCCUUCAGGAUCUGCUGGUCCAGAGUUUAGAUGUAGCAGCUAAGCAGCGCUGGGCUUUAAGUGUAGCUUCACUUUACGUCGAAUUACUCCUACAGAUCUCUCGGACGCUUAUUUCACUUCACUGUUAGACAUAGUCGAUGGCGCCUGUUUCAGAGAGUGACUCUAACAAUGAAGACUGGAUGUCAACUUUACCUGAAGAACUGUGGGACAUUCCUUUAACCAGCUUAGCCAUUCCAGGCAGUCAUGAUGCAAUGAGCUACUGUCUGGAUAUUUCAUCUCCACUGGUCCGGUCAGAGUCUGAUACCUUUAGGCUGCUGGAUGGAGUUUUCUACUGUUUUACACGCCCAGUCAUUUACAGAUGGGCCACAACACAGGUCAAAGGCAUUGUGGAGCAGUUACAGGCAGGCAUUCGAUACUUUGAUCUUCGAAUUGCUCAGAGACCAUAUGAAACAUCAAAUGAUCUUUAUUUCACUCAUGUCAUUUACACCCAACUCACUGUUGUGAAAACCCUACACACUGUUGCUACGUGGCUCUCGGAUCACCCCAAAGAGAUAGUCAUCCUGGCCUGUAGUCAUUUUGAAGGCUUGAGUGAAAAACGUCAUGAGGACUUUAUAUAUUCCUUAAAGACUCUCUUUGGCUCUAAAUUGUGCCCUUGCAAUGCUGAUGUUACCUUACGUGGUUUGUGGUCAUCAGGCCAUCAGGUGGUGUUGUCAUAUGAUGACCAGGCAGCAGCACGGCAUAAAGUGCUAUGGAAAGGAAUCCCUUACUGGUGGGCAAACAAGGCUAAUGCUGAUGAACUCCUCCAAUAUCUUGAAUGGCAAAAAGAACUUGGUCGGCCAGACGGCUUCUUUGUCGCAGGCCUGAACUUAACUGCAGACCGCUGCUUCAUUGCUUCCCACCCACAAGUAUCCCUGAAGACCCUGACCAUGGUAAACUGGGAAUGUGUAAAGAGGUGGCUGGAGGAUCAGAAGCCAGGAGCUGACCCUACAAACCUCAACGUCAUUGCUGGAGACUUUGUUGGGUUCAUUCCAUUUUGCUCGCUUGUAAUCGCCCUUAACAAAAAACUGCUCAAAGAAAGAGGCCCCUGAUGACAGAAGGCAUCAACUUGGCUUAUCCAGGUGGACAGGUUGUCUUCUUUUAAUUUUGGUGAAGGAAUCAUUGGAGCCUUGAAUUAUUCUGGAAGACUGAAGGUGCCCAAGGCUUUCUAGCAAGCUGUGCAUUGAAGAACAUCACUUUGUUGUUUUACUUUUGCUGUGUUAAAACACUCUUGGUACCAAUCAAAGCAGGCAGGAAAUGUCAUAAGCAGCAUGUAUACAUUUUAAACAGGUUGUCCAGCUGAAAAGUACUAUGCAAAUGCAUGCUGAGAGAGGGUGAGAGGCAGUCUGACUUUACUUUAUUGUUUACAUUUUUACACAUAUUGUUGACUUUUUUUUGCACAAUCAUUUUUACACUAACGGGUACAAUAUAUUUGAACUGCAUCAGUAAAUAAAUAUUUACCCAGCUA
Molecule: messenger RNA, 1942 nt
Organism: Pygocentrus nattereri (red-bellied piranha)
Lineage: Eukaryota; Metazoa; Chordata; Actinopteri; Characiformes; Serrasalmidae
Gene: plcxd1.2
Product: PI-PLC X domain-containing protein 1
Exons: 6
Coding region: 576-1526 (316 amino acids)
Biological process (GO): lipid metabolic process
Molecular function (GO): phosphoric diester hydrolase activity
Source: RefSeq, a predicted model, not a curated record